Messenger RNA from Arachis stenosperma, 1612 nucleotides. RefSeq names its product AP2-like ethylene-responsive transcription factor At1g16060. Gene Ontology annotation, biological process: regulation of DNA-templated transcription. The record is from RefSeq and is a predicted model, not a curated record. The transcript is spliced from 8 exons. Gene Ontology annotation, molecular function: DNA binding; DNA-binding transcription factor activity. The coding region runs from base 300 to 1445 and encodes 381 amino acids. Lineage: Eukaryota; Viridiplantae; Streptophyta; Magnoliopsida; Fabales; Fabaceae.
UUUAAAGUUCAUCCGUACUUGAUUAACCUUAACAAGAAACACAUUCAAAACUUAUAAACCUUUGGAAUUAAAUAAUCAUUGAAUGCACUAACACAACUUAAGUCUGUCCUUUAAUUUUCCUUGUGAUGAACGUUUCCUUGUGUUUAACUCCAACCUUGUAUGUAGCAAUAAACACAAAAACAUAAUAAGGACAAAACCAAAUAUAUGUGUUAGUUGUGUCCUAUAAAGAACACACACUCCUCACAUAUUGCAUAAAGUCAAGAACAUUAUUAGAGGAAGAACACAUCAUAGUGCAAGAAAUGGCAAUGGCAAUGGAGAAUGAUGAAGUGAGAUUGAGAAAAAGAAGAAGAAGAGUGUGUGAAGAAGAAGGUGAGCUCCAAGAAGCAAGGUAUAUCAAGAAGAAGAAGCAGCCGCGGCCGCAGCAGCACGAAAAUUCUAAUGUGAUCACUACUAAGAGAAGUUCAAAAUUUCGUGGGGUUAGCAGACAUAGAUGGACGGGUAGGUUUGAGGCUCAUUUAUGGGACAAGCUUUCUUGGAAUGUAACUCAAAAAAAGAAAGGGAAGCAAGCAGUUUAUCUUGGUGCAUAUGAUGAAGAAGAAUCUGCUGCCAGAGCAUAUGAUUUAGCAGCACUUAAGUAUUGGGGAACAUCAACUUUUACUAAUUUUCCGUUAUCAGAUUAUGAGAAAGAGCUAGAAAUAAUGCAGACUAUGACCAAAGAAGAGUACUUGGCAACUUUAAGGAGGAAGAGUAGUGGCUUCUCAAGAGGUGUAUCAAAGUAUAGGGGUGUUGCAAGGCAUCAUCAGAAUGGAAGAUGGGAAGCAAGGAUAGGAAGAGUUUUUGGAAACAAAUAUCUUUACCUUGGAACCUACAGCACACAAGAGGAAGCAGCACGAGCAUAUGACAUAGCAGCAAUUGAGUACAGAGGAAUUAAUGCUGUCACCAACUUUGAUUUAAGUAAUUACAUUACAUGGUUGAAGCCUUCACACCAAAACUCCCAAGACCCAAAACCUGAAACAGAAGUAGUACUAAACUCUCAAACACUCACUUCUCCAUCCAACUAUGCUCCAAAUCCAAUACAACAUUCAAAACCAUUGCCCUUUGACAAUACCUCUUUCAUCAGUCUUGAUCACCUGAAUUACCCUGAAAAUCAAGAAGUCUUUGAUAACAAAAUGUAUCGAUUUUCGAGCAGCAAGUCGUCUUCUCCCACGGCUCUUGGCCUUCUCUUUCGCUCUUCGCUGUUUAGGGAAUUGGUUGAAAAGAACUCAAACAAUGCAUGUGGGGAUGAACCUGAUGAGUAUGUCAGAAAGGAUCAACAACAAAACAUAGCCAGUGAUGAUGAACUGGGUGGGAUCUUCUGUGAUGGCAGUGACAGCAUUUCAUUUUUCUAUGAUCCAAACACAAACGGCUUAGAACUUCAAGAAAGCGACCUCUACUCAAUUCUUUGAACAGAGAUGUGUAGUUAUAUUGACAAUAAUGUAAAAUAUGAUGGGGUAUAUCAAUUUUGUUCUAUGCAUGUUUCUAUAUCUCAAUAUCUUUAAAUUUUACAACAGAUGUUAAUGAUUACUGCUAAAAGAAAUUAAAAAGCAGUAUUGACAAGAAUAUAUGAAUAUGC